This is a messenger RNA of Scedosporium apiospermum, 627 nucleotides long. RefSeq lists its product as uncharacterized. The transcript is spliced from 3 exons. Lineage: Eukaryota; Fungi; Ascomycota; Sordariomycetes; Microascales; Microascaceae. The record is from RefSeq and is a predicted model, not a curated record. Bases 1 to 627 code for a protein of 208 amino acids.
AUGCUCCAGAUGAGCCAGGACAUGUCAGUUACUCAGGCAAGCGAUAUCUCGGAAAUUGCCAUGCCUAGACAAUCGGCAACGCCGCUUCCGCCUCCCGGUUCCGGUCUAAAUCUCAAACGUAUCGCGAUCGGCCGGGGUACACAGAACUACACGUGCGACCCGAUGAAUACCACAGCUGUUCCAGCCGCCGUCGGGGCUAAGGCGACAUUGUUCGAUGCGACUCGUUUCGCAGUUGCAUGCCCACAAUUACUGGACUCGUUAUCCGGAGUUGCUCUGGGAUUCCUGCGGGCCGAUGAGAUCCCAACAAGCCCGGCUGUCCUCGGCUUGCACAUCUUUUUGGACAGGGAAACACCAUUUUUCGCUCUCGAAACGCCUUUUACACAUCUGGGUAAGGUGCUGUGUGCCGGGGAUUCCUCAACUCCAGCGCCGAAGGACGCGCCAAAGGGCUUCAAUGGCGAACCUGCCGUCGCUUGGCUCAAACUGCGCGCUAAGAACGGCACAACGGGCAACAUACGAGAGGUCUAUCGGCUGCAGACGGCUGGAGGAUCAGCCCUGGAGACACGCAAGGGUAUGUCAGCUACAUUCGAGCGCCAAUAUGCUGCUCAGUACUGGUUCUACGGCCUGUAG